Messenger RNA from Triticum aestivum (bread wheat), 1056 nucleotides. RefSeq names its product probable amidase At4g34880. The record is from RefSeq and is a predicted model, not a curated record. Bases 607 to 1056 code for a protein of 149 amino acids. NCBI's taxonomy places the organism in Eukaryota, Viridiplantae, Streptophyta, Magnoliopsida, Poales, Poaceae. The transcript has 4 exons.
UGCGACGAGGCGGAGAACAAGGUCUGGGAGGUCGACGGUGCACUUGAGGGCGAGGCGAGGCCCUGGGGCGGCGGGGGCAACAGGAGAGGCAGAGAUGAGAGGAGGCAUCUGCGGUGGCGCGGCGGGGGCAGCAGGAGAGAAGGCAGAGAUGAGAGGAGGUGGCUGUGGUGGCGCGGCGGCGGCAGCAGGAGAGGAGGCGGCGGCGGGGUCGUGGGGGAGUGAAAGGAAUCGAGGAGGAGUUGAGAUAUUUUCAUCUCCGUGAGUAAUCCGAUCGCACCGAAACGAGGCGAAACUCACCUUGUUCUUUCGAUGGAACAGGUAACCAGGUCCACCCGCCAUCGACUGUUGAAGCAACCACGAACGUAAAGAAAAACCGACGGCUGACCAGACGCCAGCAGCCAAAAAAUACACUGUCGCUACACCAGUAACUGGAUCGUGCGGUCAAAAACAUCAGGCGCGCUCGAUGCCUCUGGUUAUGCGGGUUGUCUAGCUAGGUUUAUAUGUUCAAUUUUGUUGAAGGAAACACGGGGUGUGGUGGUCGACAACCUGCAUGUCACCAAUCCGACGGCUCUGUUGGAUGAUAUCAGCUCCAACGAGGGGAUUUCAAUGCAGGCAGAGUUCAAGCUGAGCAUAAACGCCUACUUGGCAGACUUUGUCUGCUCCCCGGCCCAUUCGCUAGCAGACAUCAUAGUUUUCAACAACCAGCAUCCUGAGCAGGAGCGGAUGAAAGAUUUUGGGCAGGACGGCCUUAUCGCAGCCCAAAAUACAAAGGACAUUGACCCCGUGGAAAGAGAGGCAAUACAACGGCUAAAGGAACUAUCAGCUAAUGGGCUGGAGAAGCUGAUGAAGGAGCACCAACUAAAUGCGACAGGAGGAUCUAGACAACCUUGGGAGGUUACCUGCUCUGGGUGUUCUCGAGUUAAGCUGCUCCUACGCACGAAAACGCAUGCUGCACAUUGGAUCGCGCAGGGCAGCGAUGGGGUGGAACGGGCAUAUUUCUUUUCUCUUGAACCUGUUUAUUCAGCAUGUCAGUUCGUGUUUGGGUUGUCUGCUUAG